UGUAUCACACAUGUUUACUUUCUAUCUGAAAAGAGAGGGCUCUGGUCAACCAAUAUUUGCAGACAGAAAGAUUUUUCAGCUUCGUCCUGUUUGACUUCAAGAAGACACUCAAAGCUGGACAAUGGAGUUACAUGCAAGAAUUUUCUGUCUUCUUUUGUGUUUUAAGACAUAUGGGUCUUCAAACGCUGCAGGUUGUGCUGUGCUCCCGAAAGAAGAAAAUGCAGAAAUGUCUCCUGGAUUUCUGAAAGGCAACUACUCUGCUGGUGACAAACUAGAAUACAGCUGCAAACUUGGCUAUGCCUCUCUGCGAAAAAUCACCUACAUAUGUGAUGGAAACAGAUGGAAUAAACUGCGUGAGACAGAAUGUACACUCAAACGCUGUGAGCUGCCUGCAGACAUUCCAAACGGCCAAUACAGUAUUGUGAACGGUAACAACUUUGUUUUAGGAACAACCAUCAAGUAUACCUGCAGAGAUGGCUUCCAGAUAUCAACUCGUUAUGACAGCAGAACAUGUCGCAUUGGAGGAUGGGACAACCAAUUACCUGUGUGUGAAGAAACAACAUGUGUUCCAGACCACAUAGGGGACAACAUCAAGGUGGAGGGACUCCCUGAUUAUGGGGAUUUAAUUAAAUAUGGACACCGGUUGAAAUUUUCAUGUGAUGAUGAAAAGCAGCUCAUUUUAAGGGGAGUGAAAGAAGUUAUAUGCCAGUCAAAUGGCGAAUGGAGCAGCCCGUUUCCUAAAUGUGAAGAGGUAACAUGUAUUAAAAAUGUAACAGAGGACAACAUCAUCAUGGAGCGAAUCCCUGAUCAAGAGGGUUCUAUUAAAUAUGGGCACAUGUUAAAAUUUUCAUGUAAAGGACAAGGGCUGAUUUUAAAAGGAAAAAGAAACAUCACCUGCCAGGCAAACGGAGAAUGGAGCGACCCAUAUCCUAAAUGUGAAGAAGUGACCUGUCCGGAGGAAGAACUCAAUAAUGUUCAGAUUUUAGUUGGACAUCCAGGUAUCACUCCACCGUACAAAUCUGGACAAAUCUUAGUUUUUCGAUGCACAGAUGUGAAUAUGAAGAUGUACGGUCAACAAACAAUUGAAUGCCAGUCAAAUGGAAAGUGGGAUAACCCAUAUCCACAAUGUGGAGAAGUGACCUGUCCGGAGGAAGAACUCAAUAAUGUUCAGAUUUUAGCUGGACAUCCAGGUAUCUCUCCACCAUAUAAAUCUGGACAAAUUUUAGUUUUUCGAUGCAUGGAUUUGAAUAUAAAGAUGUACGGUCAGCAAACAAUUGAAUGCCAGGCAAAUGGAAAAUGGAAUAACCCAUACCCACAAUGUGGAGCAACAUGUGUUCCAAACAUCCCAAGGGAUAUUUUCAAAGUGGAGGGACUCCCACCUCCUGGAGUUUUAAUCAGACCUGGACACAUUUUAAAACUUUCAUGUGCAAGACAAGGGCUGUUUAUACCAGGAAACGCCGAAAUCACCUGCCAGUCAGAUGGAAAAUGGAGCCCACUUCCCAUAUGUGUAGAGAGAUCUCAUUGUGAGGAACCACCAAGCAUGAACCAUGAGAAUGCAGAUACAAAAGUAAUUACAAGAAAAGAGUACAAUUCAGGGGAGAAAGUUGAAUAUGUGUGCUUUAAUAAAUACGUAAUGGAGGGUGACCGCCAUUUGACCUGUGUGCAAGGCGAAUGGAGAGGACAUUUUACGUGUUUAAAGCCCUGUACAGUGACGGUAGAUGAAAUGGACAAAAAGAAUAUUGAACUGAUGGUGGGUGGAAGGGAAAAAACAUUCUCACCACACAAGGAUUAUAUCACCUUUGUGUGUCAGCGGCACAAACGUCCAAAAGGCUACACUUCCUUUAGACAAAUGUGUCAGAAUGGUGUGAUGCUUUUACCUGAGUGUGUGUAACAGCAGAAAUAAUACAUUGUUGAAGCUUCAGUUACACCAUCACCAUGCCUCAACAAAUUGAGCAAGUCAAAAUAAAGCAUUUUCCCCCACUUCA
Myxocyprinus asiaticus (Chinese sucker) is the source of this 1985-nucleotide messenger RNA. Its product is annotated as complement factor H-like. The record is from RefSeq and is a predicted model, not a curated record. The coding region runs from base 122 to 1891 and encodes 589 amino acids. The transcript has 11 exons. NCBI's taxonomy places the organism in Eukaryota, Metazoa, Chordata, Actinopteri, Cypriniformes, Catostomidae.